AUUUUAAUUGAGCUUUUCGAAACCGAAGAUCCUAGAGAAAGAGAUUACUUGAAAACCAUUCUCCAUAGGAUCUACGGGAAGUUUAUGGUUCACAGACCUUUUAUUAGGAAAGGGAUUAACAAUAUCUUCUAUAGGUUUGUUUACGAGACGGAGAGACACCGUGGGAUUGGUGAGCUUCUGGAGAUUAUGGGGAGUAUUAUAAACGUUUUCGCCUUGCCGAUGAAGGAGGAGCAUAAGCUGUUUUUGAUCAGGGCGUUGAUACUGUUGCAUAAGCCUAAACCUAUUGGUGUGUACCAUCAGCAGUUGGCUUACUGUGUUGUUCAGUUUGUGGAGAAGGAUUACCGGCUUGCGGAUACGGUGAUUAGAGGGUUGUUGAAGUUUUGGCCGGUGACGAAUUGUACAAAGGAGGUUUUGUUUCUUGGUGAGCUUGAAGAGGUUCUUGAGGCUAUGCAGCCCGUUAAGUUUCAGAGGUGUAUGGUUCCUUUGUUUUAACGGGUUGCGCGGUGUCUUAAUAGCUCUCAUUUUCAGGUUGCAGAGCGGUCUCUGUUCUUGUGGAACAGCGAGCACAUUGUGGUUCUAAUAGCUCAGAACAGAAGUGUAAUACUUCCCAUCAUAUUUGCUUCCCUGGAGAAGAACACAGAGUCUCACUGGAACCAAGCGGUUCAUGGUCUAAGCAAGAAUAUAAAGAGAAUGUUCAUGGAGAUGGACCCUGAGCUCUUUGAAGAAUGCCAGCAAGAGUAUGAAGAGAAACAAGCGAGAUCGAAAGAAGUGGAAGAGCAGCGACAAAGUAGGUGGAGGAGAUUAGAUGAAGCAGUGGAAGAGCGUGAAAGAGUAGUAGGAGAAGAGGAUCAUAUGAUCACUUCUUAGAAAAAUACCAAAUCACUUUCUCUUGAUCUAUCUAAUCAUAUAACAAUGAUUUAAUAUAUUUUUUUACUUAUUAUAACUUUGGCUGUCUAUAACGGUAAGUACAUUUUUGUAGUGCUAAUUCUUAUUACCUAAUAAAAUAUGAAUUUAUGUUUACCAUAUAUAUGCAUAAACAGUUAAUUACAUUAUUGAUGAAAUUAAGAUAUCUAACCUAUACUAAAAGGCAAAUAUAAAGGGAUUCUAGCAUGUCCAUGUUGACAUAUAUAUUUGGCCAAUCAAAACAUUUAAUUAAUACACGUUGGAUCUACUAAACUAAACUAUUGAUUUCGUAUGGGCUUCAAUGUGCUUCCUCUGGGCUUCGUCGGUUAACACUGGGCUUUGCUAUCCUAUCGAUACAAUCUAUCGGUUCAAUUAAAAAAAAACAACCCAAGACGGUGAACACAAGGAUCUAGGCCUCUAACUCUUCGUCUUCACCGUUUGUUCUCCAUCGUUUCAGUUCUCUCGAUCCACAUCUCCACAAUCAAUGACUUGGACCAUCUCUAUGAUACUCUUUUACUGAAGUUUGAAACGUGGAACAUGAUUCUGUGACCAACAGAGAAAAAUGAAAUUUUUUUUAUGAAAUUUACAAAGUCUUAAACGAAAAUUGUUCAAAUCAAUAUAAUUCAGUAUAAUAUAUAUUAACAUACAUUAAAAAAUACAAUCUUAAGAUACAUAAUAUUUUAUAUUAUUAAUAAUUAUUUUAUUUCAUCGUAUAUUUACACAUAAGACUAUACUAAAAUAAAAUUUCAAAUAUGUAUCAUCUUACAACUAUUUUUUCUUAUUAAGAUUAUGGAUUGGAAUAAUAUUUUUGGCUGACUUAUUUAGUUUUUUCUUUUAAAUUUGAAAAUAUAAUUGAUAACUCAUAUUUUUUCUUUACUAUUUUUUCUUUUACAUUGCUUUUUUUGACCACAUCACUUGGUUAAUAGCAAACCAAUUCGGAAAUAUUUCAAAUUUCGAAUUCAGUUCACAUCUAUUAUUCUGGAUUGAAGAACUGGUUUUAUUUGAUUUGAUUAGAAUUAGUUUGUAAUUUUUCUUAAUUUACCAUGUGAUUUGAAAAUAUGAUAUUAGAUGAUCACUUUGCAUUGUGUAAAACUAAGUUCUUUAACUCAUUUGAUCAAAAUAUUAUCAUUAUAAAAUAUAUGUAGACAACACUAAAUGAUUAAGCAAAUAUAUGUAGACAACACUAAAUGUUAAUUAACUUGGAUUGCAUGUUCUUAUUUUCGUUUUUUUCCUUAUUUAAAGAUCUAGAUUUGGUUAACUUUUCCAGCAACUCUAAUGGAAGCAAAGAAGCAGUCAACACAGCUCAACCACCACAACCGCCACAACAAUUAGCAGUCAACACAGCUCCACCAGCCACAUCAAUAAGCACUCAAGAAACCUCAGCCUCAGGAGUAACUAAUAUAUUAUACAAGCUAAGCAAAGCCGAGCUCAGAAGCUACCAAUUGACACGCAUUGAGAAACCGGAAGAAGACAUCGACCCAGAUUACUUGCAUUAUCUGAGAGCAAUAGGUGCAUACGACUCAGUUCAACCACAGUCGGCACGAGGAAAGGGUUGUGGUCGUAAGGGUCGACGCUAAAACAUCUACCUAAUAUUCCUAAUGCUGUGAUAUUUGUAUUACCAUUGCUUCACUAAUGUUUUAUUUGCUUCAGUAUGCUAUAUUUGCUUGGUAUGUUAUAAUUUGAUCUUCUAUGUUUGAUUUGCUUCAGCACAAUAUUUUUCUUUUUCCUAUGUAUGAGAUUUGUGCGUGUUUCUAAUAAAAAAAUUAAUUUUAAUUGUAUAUUUUCUAAAAAACUACAAAUUAUGCAAUUAAACAUUACAAAUCAAACAAUUGUUGCAGCAAAUCAACCAACAAAUGUUUCAUUAUCCAAUAUGCUACAUAUAAAAAAAGUAUCUAUGAAACUUUACAUCCUAGCACAAGAAAAAACUACAUUAUAGUAUUCAAUGACAUAUGUUUUAAUAUAGCAAUAUAAAACGUUAUAAUACCGCGUUUCAUAAUAUCCAGACUAUGUAUUAAAAAAAUGAUAUACAUAUGAGCACAAAAAAAAACUUUAGAAAAAGCAAAGUAUUUUAAUUUAUAAUAAAUAAUAAAGUAUGAUUACUAAAAGACUAAUAUAAACAUUUUUUUCCAUCUCUUCAACUGAUACCAUUUGACUAAUAUAAACUUUAACUAUGUUUACAUAUAAAAUAUAAAACAAAAUAUGAAUUAGUGGUAUUCUAAACAGAACAUUAUAAUCUUCAGAAGAAAUUGCUCUGAUUUUACAAAUAUUUUAUAAAAAAAGUCAAAUGAUAGUAAUGAUUUUGAUGUUAUAUUUGAUGUUAACACAACAACAUCAUUAGUAUAAUUUAAACAAAAUCAUUAAUAUAAUUUUAAAAAUGUGAAUUAAUGGUAUUCCAAACAGAACAUUAUAAUCUUCGGAAGAAUUUGCUCUGACUUUACAAAUAAUUCAUAAAAAUUACUAAUAGUAAUACAUUUCAAAUCAAACACAAAAUUGAAAUAACCCAUUUUUUUUUAAAAUAAAGAUUACCAAUAGUAAUAAAAUAUUUCAAAUCAACCACGAAAUUAAAAUAUCUUAUUUUCCGCGCGUAGCGCGGACAAAAACUCUAGUUGUUCGUAAUGUCUCUGAGAUCUCCAAUAACUGAUAUUAUUAAGUUAUUUAUGCCAAAAAUUUGCAUGUUUGACGUUAAAAUAAUCCGCAUAGUAAAUUACUUCAAAGGCAUAUUAGCCGAUGGAAAUGUUUAGUGAUUUUAGUAAUUAUCAUCAUGUACAUAUUUAUCAUAUUAUUUGUGUUAUCAUAUACAUAUAUUUAUAGUAAAUAUUAUUGAUAUAUGUGAAUAUCGUGUAAUAUUAAUAGAUUGA
Brassica rapa (field mustard) is the source of this 3761-nucleotide messenger RNA. Its product is annotated as serine/threonine protein phosphatase 2A 57 kDa regulatory subunit B' alpha isoform-like. Lineage: Eukaryota; Viridiplantae; Streptophyta; Magnoliopsida; Brassicales; Brassicaceae. Gene Ontology annotation, molecular function: protein phosphatase regulator activity. The record is from RefSeq and is a predicted model, not a curated record. Gene Ontology annotation, biological process: signal transduction. Gene Ontology annotation, cellular component: protein phosphatase type 2A complex.